AUGGUUUAUCAACGGAAAAAUCCAGAGGCUCACCGCGCUGCAGUGAUGACUUACCAGCAAAAUAAUCCAGAUGUUCAUAGAGCAAGUGUUUUUAGGCAUGAAAGGAAUAAUCCAAGAAAACGAUCAGAAAGGCGAUUGCUUCCGUGGAAAGUUAAAGCUUUGUCUGGAAUGAUGUAUGAUCUUGAAUUAGCUUAUGAAACUGAUAAAACUGUUGCCUUAGGUGAUAUGAAUCACAAAUGCAUACAUUGUCUUGCUUAUAAGUGGAAAGAAGAAGCUCCUGGCAUGUGUUGCGCCGGUGGUAAAGUGCAACUUCCAACAUUUAAACCCUUGCCAGAGCCUCUUCACAGCUUGAUUAUGGGUCUUCAUCCAGAGCAGGUUCAUUUUAUGGAUGGUAUUAGAAAGUAUAACAGUUGCUUUCAGAUGAUGUCCUUUGGAGCUAAGAAAAUAAUGGAAGAUGAUUUUAUGCCCACGUUUAAAGUACAGGGACAGGUUUAUCAUUUGGUUGGUAGCUUAUUACCCUUGCCCCAACAAGAACCUCAAUUUCUUCAAAUUUACUUCAUUGGUGAAGACGAGAGAGAGGCAAAUUUGAGAUGCAGCAAUUUCUCUGGUGUGAAACCAAAUCUGGUCAAACAACUGCAAGCGAUGUUGCACGAGAAAAAAUCAUAUAUAAGGGACCUGAAAACAACUCUUCAAAAAGUACCCGAAGAUUGUGAAAAAUUUGAAGUCGUUAUUCAAGCUGAUAGAAAACCAGCCACUGCUCACACAGGCCGUUAUAAUGCACAGACAACGAGUGAAGUUGCUCUGGUCAUAGUCGGACAGCAGUUCGACAAGCGGGAUAUCGUUUUACAAAAUCACGAUAACAAAUUGCAUCGGAUCAGCGAGUUACACCGCUCAUAUGACGCCCUGCAAUACCCACUCCUAUUUUGUUAUGGUGAGGAUGGUUACUUUAUUGACAUACCGCAAUAUGAUCCUAAAACAAAAACAUCUCUUCAAAAAACCAUAUCGGCGCUAAAUUUUUAUUCAUAUCGCAUCAUGGUCAGAGAAGAAGACGAAAAUCGAUUGUUAUACUAUCGUACCCUUUUUAGUCAAUAUUUAGUUGAUAUGUAUGCGAAAAUAGAAACGGAAAGAUUGAAUUAUAUCAGGUACAACCAAGCAUACCUCAGAGCAGAUAGUUAUGUACAUUUGAAAGAUGCGAUAGGAAGGCAGGACACCGAUAUUACUCAACUUGGUAAUAGGGUGGUACUCCCUUCAUCGUUUACUGGAUCACCUCGAUAUAUGCAUGAAAGAACUCAAGAUGCAAUGACCUACGUACGCCAUUACGGUCGCCCUGACCUUUUCAUCACAUUUACAUGCAAUCCUCAAUGGAAAGAUAUUGCAGAUGCAUUGCUGCCUGGUCAAAAGCCACACGAUCGUCAUGACAUUAUAGCACGGGUAUUUCAUUUAAAAGUUAAAGCAAUUAUGUCACUGCUAACAAAAGGAAAUUUGUUUGGAAAAGUGUGUUGCUUUAUGUAUUCUGUUGAAUGGCAGAAGCGAGGUCUUCCACACAUCCACAUUUUGUUGUGGUUGGAGCAGCGAAUUUCUGCGGUUAAUAUAGAUAAUGUUAUCUGUGCGGAGAUACCGGAUCCUCAAAAGGAUCCUAUCCUUUAUAAAAUUAUCAAAACCAAUAUGAUCCAUGGGCCCUGCGGAAAUUUGAGGAAAUCCCCGUGUAUGAAAGGAGGUUGCUGUAGCAAAAAAUAUCCUCGAAUUCUUCUGAAAGAAACCCAAACAGGCGACGACGGCUACCCUAAAUAUCGGCGAAGAGGUCCCGCGGAUGGUGGAUUCACGGUUGAAAUCCAUGGUGUAACCCUAGAUAAUAGAUGGGUGGUACCGUAUAAUCCAGUUUUGUCUCGAACUUUUGCUGCUCACAUUAACAUCGAGUAUUGUAACUCUGUAAAAUCUAUUAAAUAUAUAUGCAAAUACGUCAAUAAAGGAUCCGACCAAGCCUCAUUUGGUCUUGAAAAUGACAAUGAUGAGGUCAAAUUAUAUGAAAGUGGUCGAUAUAUUAGCAGCUCUGAAGCUGUUUGGAGAAUCCUGGCCUUUCCUAUACAUGAAAGAUUUCCAGCUGUUUUUAAUCUCGCAGUGCACUUGGAAAAUGACCAGCGUCUCUAUUUUAAUCCUAACGACUUCAAUAAUGUGACUGAAAAGGUAAAUAAUCCACAGAAAACUACUCUUCUAGCAUUUUUUGAUCUUUGCAAAACGGAUAAUUUUGCAAAAACCCUUCUCUAUGUUGAACUCCCUUCAUACUAUGUGUGGAAAAGUACUAAAUUUGAGAGACGAAAACGUGGAAACAAUGUUGAUGGUUGGCCGGGAGUCAAAAAAGAUCAAGCUUUGGGCAGAGUGUACACCGUCCACCCUAAUAACGCCGAAUGUUACUACCUUCGUCUUCUUCUUCAUCAAGUGAGAGGGCCAACAUCAUUCUCGGAUUUAAAAACUAUUGAUGGUGUCGUUUAUCCCACAUACCAGUCAUCAUGUAAAUCUUUGGGUUUGCUAGAAGAUGACAAGCAGUGGAAUGCUACAAUGGAAGAGAUCACAAUUGCUGCCCAAUAA
Zophobas morio is the source of this 2586-nucleotide messenger RNA. RefSeq lists its product as uncharacterized. NCBI's taxonomy places the organism in Eukaryota, Metazoa, Arthropoda, Insecta, Coleoptera, Tenebrionidae. The coding region runs from base 1 to 2586 and encodes 861 amino acids. The record is from RefSeq and is a predicted model, not a curated record. The transcript has a single exon.